UCCCUCUGAGAGGAGGCGGGAAAUGGCGUCCCGAGCAGCUGUAGCAGAUCUCUCUGUCGUUCUGUGACUCACACUCAGCGGAGAAGGAGCCGACAGACACUCGCGCGGGCCGCUUCAGCCGCCGUGGCCAGAUCCACAACCACCUCUGGAUCGUGUCGUUGCGACCCCUGGCAUUUGCCGUUGUUACGGGAAGAGCACAACCGCAACAGGAGCAACACAUGAUUUAGUUCAAAUCUCUUACAUGUGACUUUUGGGACAAUGAGGCUGAGAGUGCGUAAAGCAUCUCAGCAGCGGAGCGAUACCCCGUCCGCCCGGACUGCCAAGACCAAGAGGAAGCACUCCGAGGUGGAACACACUUUGCCCUCCGAAGACGGCAAGAUGCAGAAGAGAGACACGGGCAUUUUCUCCACCAUCAAACGGUUCAUCAGAGGCAAUGCUGUCAAGGUGGAGCAGUGCACUCCUGCUAAGAGGAGCCGUGUAGACUGUGAUUCAGACAGUAAUCUGAUCACAUCCACUCCGACCGGUGGGAACCUGCCCAGCAGAGCAAACCCCAGAGCCCGCAGGAAAGGUCCUGUGAAUGGAGAUACCAUGACAGGACAGAGUAAACCAGUGAAGCCCAACGGGAAGCUGGAGGUGCAGACGGAAACUCCGAGCAGUCCGCCCCGCACCACCCUCCUGGGAACCAUCUUCUCUCCUGUUUUUAGCUUCUUCUCACCCGCCAACAAAAACGCUACAGCGGGCUCUGAUUCCCCAGGCCAGGCGGUGGAAGCCGAGGAGAUCGUGAAGCAGCUCGACAUGGAGCAGCUCGAGGAAACCCCGACCAGCACUACCACCGAUGGCCGAGACCUGACCUUUGACCCUGCACUAAACCCUAGACCGCUGCCUCAUGUAGACACAACGGUAGAGGAAGGAGAGAUCGUCACAGAGGCUGAUAUGCCUCCGCUAACUGCCGUAGGAUCCAACAGCAAUUACCCGGAUGUCCCGCCAUCACCUCCUCCUGAGGGGACUUAUGAAGAGGACUGGGAAGUUUUUGACCCUUAUUUCUUUAUCAAACACGUGCCACCCUUGACUGAAGAGCAGCUCACCCGUAAGCCUGCGCUCCCUCUGAAAACCAGGAGCACGCCCGAGUUCUCCCUCGUCCUGGAUCUUGACGAGACGUUGGUCCACUGCAGCCUCAAUGAGUUGGAGGAUGCAGCUUUGACCUUCCCUGUGCUUUUCCAAGAUGUCAUUUACCAGGUGUAUGUCCGGUUACGACCAUUCUUUAGAGAAUUCCUGGAACGCAUGUCUCAGAUUUAUGAGAUUAUUCUCUUCACUGCUUCCAAGAAGGUAUAUGCUGACAAGCUGCUGAACAUCCUGGAUCCUAAAAAACAGUUGGUUAGGCACAGAUUGUUCCGCGAACACUGCGUAUGCGUCCAAGGCAACUACAUCAAAGACCUUAACAUCCUCGGGAGAGAUCUCUCCAAGACGGUGAUCAUAGACAACUCUCCUCAGGCUUUUGCCUAUCAGCUUUCCAAUGGGAUCCCCAUUGAGAGUUGGUUUGUGGACAAGAAUGACAAUGAGCUCCUAAAGCUGGUGCCGUUUUUGGAGAAGCUGGUAGAACUGAAUGAGGACGUUCGGCCACACAUAAGAGAGCGAUUUCGCCUGCAUGACCUUCUACCCCCAGACUGAAUGUGGAA
Molecule: messenger RNA, 1676 nt
Organism: Megalobrama amblycephala (Wuchang bream)
Lineage: Eukaryota; Metazoa; Chordata; Actinopteri; Cypriniformes; Xenocyprididae
Gene: ctdspl2a
Product: CTD (carboxy-terminal domain, RNA polymerase II, polypeptide A) small phosphatase like 2a
Exons: 14
Coding region: 259-1668 (469 amino acids)
Molecular function (GO): phosphoprotein phosphatase activity
Source: RefSeq, a predicted model, not a curated record